AAAAGGAAACCAAAGCAAUACCGAGUUCAAAUCAGUUUUCACUUUGAGUUUUGUUGGCGAACAACUAACCGAGCAGCGUGGCGGAAGUCGUUUAGACUUGGUAAACUUUUGUAAACGUUUGGUGGUUGGGGCCAACACACAUUUCACUGAUGGCGAUGGUGAUGCCGAGGACGACUACGACGUCGAUGUUGAUGAUAAUGCGUUUAGCAAUAUUUUCCGUGACAUUGAGUAUGAUGGCGAUGGUCAUUUGUGUAAGACAAGAACAAGAGGGAGCCACGAACAACAAGACGACAAACAGCUGGCACAACAACAGCAUCCCCAUCAUCAUAAUUUAUCAAUUAUGCAAAAUUUCCCUGACCCGGAAUUACCUGUACUUUUGCAACAUGCCAUUGCCGCAUGCUGCAGCAUUGUUGCUGAUUAUUUUGCCCAGCAAUCGAACAGUUUCAUGCUGAGCACCAAUAUCGAGGAGAAAAUUCUGCAGCCGCACAUUCGAGACUUCAUCAAUAAUGUGUUGCUGUGUCUGAAUUCGAUUAAGGUGGAAGUGGAGAAUUUGCAUGGGCAACGGGGUCCCUCAUUUAAUCGCAAAUACAAUCUAAUUGUGGUGGAUAGUGUGGAGGCUUUAAGGCGUUUAGAUCCUGGCCAUAAUACCCGCGAUUAUGAUAUUCAGGAAUUUUAUUUGGUCUAUCUGAUGAAUGCCUCACGGUUUCCAAAUCUCGAGGAGCAGUUACAAGAUAUUUUCGCUUACUUUUGGCAAAAUUAUAUUAUAAAUGUCACGGUGGUCAUAGUAAAUACCCGCACGGGUAGUGUUGAAGCCUUAACUUAUUAUCCGUUUUACGAUAACGUAUCCUGCAAAUUGGUUCAUGUAAAACAUAUUAAUAGUUUUCUGGGGGCAUGGUUGAAGCCAUUGCAAAAGAAUAUUUUCCCUGAGAAAAUGGGAAAUUUACAUCAAUGCCCCAUCACUGUGGCCGUUUGGGAUACCCCACCCUACCUGAGUUAUCAUCGCAAUUCAAUUGGAUUUUAUGAAAUUGGCUAUUUUGAAGCUGACCUAUUAUGGGUUUUGGUUGGAAAGUUGAAUUUCACAUUAGAUAUGAAGGAGCCACCAAAUAAUGAACAACGUGGAAAGGUAUUGGAGAAUGGUACAACAACGGGCGCACUGAGAAUGUUACAAGAACGCAUUGCAGAUUUCAGUUUGGGUUCAUUUCGCUACACCCUGGAGAGAUCACAAAUGAUGACGGCGGCAUUACCCUACUACCAGACAUGGCAAAUAUAUGGAUUUCUACGAACGGCACAACCAUAUACAUCUCUCGAAAUUUUAGUAUUCGCCUUCGAUGACAAGACAUGGCUUUGCUUAAUUUUAAGUAUACAACUGGUGAUGACAAUCGGCUACCUGUUACAAUUUAAAUAUCAGAAAUCUCAAUUUGUACAAGUAAUACUCGGUCAUCCAAGACCCACGACUCCUGUGACAAAUAUUGUUAAGGUAUUUUUUGGACAGAGUAUAGCCGAACAGCCGAGAACAAAUUUUACACGAUUUGUUCUAAUACUAUGGGAUGUCUAUGGGCUAUUGAUGCGUACCGCUUAUCAGUCGCUGUUAUUUCAACUGUUGAAGGGAAAUUUAUAUCAUGAUCCACCACAAAGUCUGUCAGAUUUAAUAGCCAAGGGUUGUAAGUUGGUAACCACAGAGGGUACUUAUGAUUCCAUUGCCACGGUACCGAGAAUACAAGAGGGCCUCAUCGAAGUGAUUAAAAUCAAAAACACCUCAGAGCAGAGUACAUUUUUCUAUAUGGAAGAGAAUACGAGGGAGGGGAAUUGUUUGUCGGGCAUAUCACCAAUGGAUUUUUUAACUUAUCAUGCCACAGAGGAAAAUAAACGAGGAGUAUUUUUUGCUCUACCCGAGAAGAUUUUCACCCAGCAUAUAACAAUGUAUUUUUCAAAACAUUCAUUUCUGAUAAAUCGUAUUAAUUUUUUGCUUAUGAAUUUGCGGAGUAUGGGUCUAAUAGAUUUUUGGGCCAGACAAAGUUUAGAUGUAAGUUAUUUUGAUGCACCCACUGAUGUCAAUUUUGUGGCGGUGGAAUUUUCAAAAGUCACGGGGGUAUUUGUAACAUAUCUAGCCCUUAUGUGUGUGGCAUCGAUUGUAUUUUGUUUGGAAAUAAUUUUAUUUUAUUGUAAAAAAAUA
Musca vetustissima is the source of this 2173-nucleotide messenger RNA. RefSeq lists its product as uncharacterized. The transcript has 4 exons. NCBI's taxonomy places the organism in Eukaryota, Metazoa, Arthropoda, Insecta, Diptera, Muscidae. The record is from RefSeq and is a predicted model, not a curated record. The annotation marks the transcript as partial.